This is a messenger RNA of Sciurus carolinensis (gray squirrel), 3855 nucleotides long. RefSeq names its product methyl-CpG binding domain protein 1 (gene Mbd1). NCBI's taxonomy places the organism in Eukaryota, Metazoa, Chordata, Mammalia, Rodentia, Sciuridae. Gene Ontology annotation, molecular function: DNA binding; zinc ion binding. Bases 209 to 2074 code for a protein of 621 amino acids. The transcript is spliced from 16 exons. The record is from RefSeq and is a predicted model, not a curated record.
GGGCAGGCGGCGGAUUUCCGGUUCCGGGAGCAGCGAACGGCCGCGGAGACGACAGCUACCGCUUCAGAGAAGGCUGCUUCGGAGGAGGUAGAGGAGUAGGACCAGGCGGAGCGCGCAGACACGACCCUCACCAUGGGUCCGCGGGCCUAGGGCGUCGGAAGCUACCGGCCUGUUGCCAAGCUGGCUGCUGCUACAUUUGGAGGCCUCCAUGGCUGAGGACUGGCUGGACUGCCCAGCCCUGGGCCCUGGCUGGAAGCGACGUGAGGUCUAUCGCAAAUCAGGGGUCACCUGUGGACGUUCAGACACCUAUUACCAGAGCCCCACAGGAGACAGGAUCCGAAGCAAAGUUGAGCUGACCCGAUACCUGGGCCCUGCGUGUGAUCUCUCCCUCUUUGACUUCAAACAAGGCAUCUUGUGCUAUCCAACCCCCAAGGUCCAGGCUGUGGCUGUCCCCAGCAAGAAGCGGAAAAAGCCUUCAAGAUCGGCCAAAACUCGGAAACGUCAGGUUGCUCCCCAGAGGACUGAGGUCAGGAAGGAGAGGAAAGAGAGGAAGGAGAAGAAAGAGAGGAAAGAGACCCGAGAGGAUGAGACCAAGGCUGAUACUGACACAGCCCCAGCUUCAUUCCCUGCACCUGGGUGCUGUGAGAACUGUGGAAUCAGCUUCUCAGGGGAUGGUACUGGAAGGCAGCGGCUCAAGACAUUGUGCAAAGACUGCCGAGCACAGAGAAUUGCCUUCAAUCGAGAGCAGAGGAUGUUUAAGCGUGUGGGCUGUGGAGAGUGUGCAGCCUGUCGGGUAACUGAAGACUGUGGGGCCUGUUCCACCUGCCUCCUGCAGCUGCCCCAUGAUGUGGCCUCAGGGCUGUUCUGCAAGUGUGAGAGGAGACGCUGCCUCCGGAUUGUGCAGAGGAGCCGAGGGUGCGGAGUGUGCCGGGGCUGUCAGACCCAAGAGGACUGUGGCCAUUGCCGAGUCUGCCUUCGCCCUCCCCGCCCUGGUCUCAGGCGCCAGUGGAGGUGUGUGCAGCGGCGCUGCCUUCGGGGUAAGCGUGGACGCCACAGGGGAGGCUGUGACUCCAAGAUGGCUGCCCGACGGCACUCUCGAGCUCAGCCAGUGCCUAUUCUUCCCACACCACAGCCUCCAGAACCCCCAGAGCCCACAGAGCUGCACAACAGCUCCCCGGUGCCCUCACCUCCUGCCGAAUUCAUCUAUUACUGUGUAGACGAGGACGAGCUACAGCCCUACACGAACCGCCGGCAGAACCGCAAGUGCGGGGCCUGUGCAGCCUGCCUACGGCGGAUGGACUGUGGCCGCUGUGACUUCUGCUGUGACAAGCCCAAAUUCGGGGGCAGCAACCAGAAGCGCCAGAAGUGUCGUUGGCGCCAAUGCCUGCAGUUUGCCAUGAAGCGGCUGCUGCCCAGUGUUGGGUCAGGGUCCGAGGAGGGGGCAGGAUCACCCCCACUUCACCCUCGUCGAAAGAGGCCAGUUUCUGCUCGACGGCCCCAUCUGGCCCCAACCCUGAAGCCUCCUUUGGCUACUCGCACAGCCCGACCAGGCCGUGCCCAGCCUCUGAUGAAGCAGGAAGCAGGUGCUAGCUUUGUACUGCCCCCUCCUGGCACUGACCUUGUGUUUUUACGGGAGGGUGCCAGCAGUCCUGUGCAGGUGCCGGGCCCGGCUACAGCUUCCACAGAAGCCCCAUUACAGGAGGCCCAGUGCUCUGGCCUGAGUUGGGUUGUGGCCUUACCUCAGGUGAAGCAAGAGAAAGCAGAUGCCCAGGAAGAGUGGACACCAGAUACAACUGUCCUGACUUCUCCCACAUUGCAGCCUGGCUGCCCUAGCAAGGCAGUAGACCUGUGCCUGCCACCUGUGAAGCAAGAGCCACCUGACCCUGAGGAGGGAAAGGAGGAGAACAAGGAUGGCUGUGUCUCCGAAUCGGCCCCAGAGGAGGAGGAGGCAGGAGGGCCUGGCACACCUGUGAUCACGGAGAUUUUCAGCCUGGGUGGAACCCGCUUCCGGGACACAGCAGUCUGGUUGCCAAGGUCCAAGGACCUUAAAAAACCUGGAGCUAGAAAGCAGUAGACUGGAGGCUUCUGCAGACUGUAGGACUCAAGGUGAUACAUGCAGACCGGCUUUGUGAGAGACAACCCUGAUGUGCCAGGGGCUGGCCAGGGGCUAGAUUGGUUGCAGGGCUUGUGUGUGGAUCAACGAUAGGUGAAAACCUACCAGCAAACCUGAGGAGCAGGCCUACUUCCUACGUGGAGCUUAGAGGAAGCAAGCCCGAAAGGAGGAGAGAGUCAGGGGAGAAAGUUGGUUCAUCUGCUGCCAGGAGUCUGAGUGUGAUGAGAAGUUGAAUGUUAGGGGUGGGAGAGCUGGGGUGAGGAAGGGAAUGUAAUUAAAGCUAUUACAAAGAACCUAAACAAGUCAUCUUCAUAAACAAUUUUAAGUGGCUUCUGGUGAGACAUAGCAGUGUCUCUAAACAUUUUCUCAGGGAGACAGCAAUUGAAAAUGCAAUGUGAAUAAAUGAGAAAAGGAAAGGAACCGCUGUUUGGUGAACUCCUCCUAUGGACCCAUUUAUUUAAUCCUCAAAACAGUCUUUUUAAGAAGACAUUGAUUUUGUGCACUUCUGCCAGUGAGAAAACUGAGAUUCAAAAGAGAUUAACUUUCUCAAUGUCAAACAUCCAGGGUUGCUAGAACCUAGAAUUAUACCCAAGUGGUAAAAACUUUGUUCUUCAAGCCACUAAACUGUUAACUGCAAUCCUAUGUGCAAUAAUGUGUAAUACUGCAGUAAUAGUUUUCAGUGACUUUGAAUAUAUAGCAGAUUUCUAUUAAUACUAUAAUAAGUCCUUUACACUCCUGCCUUUAGCAUGGUUUAGGGAGUUCUAAGGCUUUAACGUGGAUGGGGUAACCUUGCCAGAAUACCUGUUCAUCCAGAAACAGAAAGAGUUCUCCACAAGCCCUGGAUACUGCAUAGGAUUCUUCAAACCCUCAAGGGUGUCCCUUCCCAUUGACACCUGUCUAUUUUGCUUGUUACCCUGACUGCCCCUCCUCAGUCAUAGCAAUCUUUGGAACUAAAGCUGCCAGCCCAGCUCAUCUUUCCUGACAACAUACAUCUCCUGCCCUUUGAUGACCUUCAUGCUUGGUUCCUGUCCUUGGCCCAAAUGUCUUCCAGGAGGCUGAAUUCCUGCUUUAAAUUCUGCCCAAGGGCCAGUCUUGGCUCAGCCUUACUCACUCUAAUGCUUCAUUCAUAAUUUGCCAGAAAGAAUUGAUAUAUAAUUUGUUACUUACCUUUACAUGGCCAGGACUUAGUAAAUGCCUUCCUUGCCUACUCUAGUUCUAGCCCUGCAGCUUUAGGUAAUUCUGGUAUGGAUUAGUUUUUUCCCAUUUCUAACUCACAAGAUACAGCUCUCUAACACCAUUUUGUUCUUUGCCCUGCUCUAUCUAGUUAAGCCCUAGUCAAGACUAGAUAAUCUAAUAUUGUUUUGUUCCCCCUAGGGAACCCUAGUAGUCUAAUUCUGACAAGCAAUAUUCUAAGGGAAUUUAUUUGAUUGGCAUUCUGACUCAUAAUGAAGAAUGUGAUUACUGUGACCACCAAGAAACAGAUGAUGUGUAAUGUGUAUUUUAAGGGAUUUAUUAGAGGGAUUUGACUUCAUAUAAUUGUGGAAGCUGGUUAAACAGUUUCUGUAAGAGUUGUCUUUGCAUCUAAUGCUGGAGCUUGAAGUCUGCAGGGAGGCAGUCGGGAAGGGAAGAUGGAUGUAAAGUGUGGGAGACGGAGGACACACUGGAACUCACGAGCACAAGCUGGGACCCACAAGGAUUUCCUGGAGCCCAUGUCAGUCUCUCACCACCUCCUGCUUCAGUGA